Molecule: messenger RNA, 423 nt
Organism: Ixodes scapularis (black-legged tick)
Lineage: Eukaryota; Metazoa; Arthropoda; Arachnida; Ixodida; Ixodidae
Exons: 4
Coding region: 1-423 (140 amino acids)
Source: RefSeq, a predicted model, not a curated record
AUGUUAUUUUUUAAACUCCACCUUCAUAUAACGCCUUCGGGCGAUCAACGUACCGAAGUUCACAAGCACCCGUACUGCCCAGAGGUAACGAGACAGGUGUUUAAAACAAUCAACCAAAGAAACCACUGGUUUAAGAUCCUCUCACAAUACUGCCAGAGGAAACCGCCGGAAAUCCCUCAACCAGUAAUGGGAACGUUCGGCCUUUAUCCUCGCAAUUGCACAAUAUGCUGCAUAACGUAUAAUAGCAGUGGUAUAUUUUAUACAUUGAAAGAUGCUCAUUACCGGACGCCCUGUUCACACCGGAUGAGAUGCGACCGCCACGGUAAUUGUGUGAACGCUGACCUGAACGACCUUCCAACGAAACUUCCUGCACCUUUGGCCAAAUUGGUUAAUAUAACCUUAGAAAAUUUAUGGACCGGGUAG